Messenger RNA from Sphenostylis stenocarpa, 4182 nucleotides. NCBI's taxonomy places the organism in Eukaryota, Viridiplantae, Streptophyta, Magnoliopsida, Fabales, Fabaceae. The record is from the annotation of a GenBank genome assembly.
AUGGGUGUUCCAUUUAGAUUAAAUUUUCGACCAGGAUCAUGUUUUGUUGACAUCUGUUGCACAAAUGAUGGAGGAUGUGCACUAUGGAGAGCCUAUCCUCAGGGUGAAAACAACGUAGGAUUCAGCUACUCAGAGGCUAACAAUCAAUCACUGAAGAGGACUUUCUACCUUGUGAACAAAAAGAACGACUCUGCUAUUGCUUUUGUAGAUGGUGCUUUAGAGUUUGUCAGGAAGCCUGGAAGUCCAAUCAAGUUCAAAGUUUUUAAUGAUAUUACUGCUGCUUAUGGUGCUUCAAAUAUAGCUAGCUAUCCUAGAAUGGCUCCAGAAACUACUCCACACACAGAAGAAGAAAGUACAUCAUGUCAGGGUGGUAAACUUCCUUGUAUUGAUAUUAAAAUUGAAAAAAUUUCUCUGAAUAUUGUUCAUGAACUUUCAGACACAGAGUAUCUGUUCCCUCUCAUUUGCUUGCUCCUCAACAGUACACAACUCAUUAUACAAACUUUAGCAGCAAAAUUCAGGGUCAUAAGUACAUCAAGUGCAGUAGUACAUUAUUUUGAUGCUGAUAGAAACUUAUGGUCAGUUAAAUUCCCAUUUGAGAUCUUCCCUCCUCUGGACGUUUUCUUGAAUGAGAAUUCAUUGGAUGUGCUUCUCUUUGUGAUUGGGAAAUUGAAUCUAUCUGGUCCUUAUUCACUGCGAAACUCCAUCAUUCAAGCUAACUGCUGCAAGGUUCUAGAUCUAGUACAUCAAUGUGUUUUUACCUUUAUAAAGAAACAAGUGGACCUACUUGGUGGUUCAAGAACUUUCCCCGGGCCAAUAAUUGUGGUUAACAUUACUAGAAAUUCAGAGGUCGGUCUGUCGGUUGUGGUUUCACCUUUGAUUAGAAUACAUAAUGGAACUGGAUUUUCAAUGGAACUUCAAUUCCAGCGGCUUGAGCCAAAGGAAGAUGAGUUUGCAUCUUUGUUGUUAAGACCAGGGGAUUCUAUUGAUGAUUCUAUGGCUAUGUUUGAUGCCAUAAACUUCUCUGGGGGAGUAAAGAGGGCUUUAACUUCUUUAAGUGUUGGUAACUUCUUAUUUUCAUUUAGACCCAAAAUAGCAGAAGAACUGAUUAAUUCUGAAAGUUCUCUUUCUCUGGAAUGGUCGGAUUAUAUUAAAGGUGGAAAAGCUGUUCAUAUAUCAGGAAUAUUUAAUAAAUUGAACUGCAGAAUUCGCAGGGCAUUAUUUGAAAAAUCAGUGAAGUGUUCCUUUAGCACAUCACAUUGCACCCUUAAGUCUGAGAGGGUGAGUGUUGCCAAUAUACAUUUUCUCAUUCAAACAGUUGCUAGGGAUAUCCCUGUUGCACCUGAACAGUCUGCCACGGUGUUGAAAAAUGAGAAUCCUACAGUUUCAUUGCUAGAGCAGAAAGAAAUAUAUCUUCUUCCUACUGUACGGAUGACCAAUUUGUUGCAUUCUGAGAUAGAUGUCAUUCUAAGUGAAACAGAUCAGUCAAAUCUGGUUGGACAUGACAAAGUUGGGAAGCAGGCACUUAUAUCAUGCGGUUCAACAAUUGACUUUUAUGCCAAUCUAGAAGUUAUAUACUUCACUGUGACUCUAACUUCUUCUAAUUCAAGUUCCAAGCCAGUAAAUAGUGGCGACUGUAUGAAGUUUCUGAAACAGAACAAUGAUGUCCAUUAUCUGGAUAUAAAUUUGGACUUUGAUGGAGGAAAAUUUUUCGCAACCUUGAGAUUAUACCGUGGAAACAGGGGCGUACUGGAGAAUGAUACAGACUUUCCAAUAUUUGUUCUUGAAACUAAAAGAUCUCCUUUAUCCAGAAUUGAAUUAGAGAAUUUAAAUCUGAGGACUCCUUCAGAGCUAGGAUUAUGUUUGCCACCAAAGUCAACUAGUUCAUGGUUCUUGAAAUCUGAAAAAGUGCUGCUGAAAUUGCUGGAGGACCAUAGAUCCGAGGCUCUGCUUGACUUCGGCUCUUUAUCAGGCCUAGCAGAAAUAAGCUUUGAGAAAGAAGACGGAUCUGGGAUUAAAUCUGUAACAAAACUUGGAAUUUCUAUAGGUCCUUAUUCAAGAGAAAUUGUUGUGCCAUCACAAAUGGUGACUUUGGUUCCACGGUAUGUUAUUUGCAAUGAAUCUGAAGAAUGUAUCACUGUUCGCCAAUGCUAUUUUCAGGAUGAGGUGGCAGGUGUUAUCUCCAUUAGCAGCAAACAGCGAAUGCCACUCCAGCUGAAGGAAGGAUUUAAAAAGAGGAAAGAGUUCAGUGGUUUGUUGGAGCCAGAGGUUCUUGGACCUGCAUGCAGUGUUGAUUAUGUCUGGGAUGAUUUUACCCUUCCUCGAAGAUUGGUUAUCCGCAUCAAUGAUAGCCUUCAAUUACGAGAGAUUAAGUUGGAUAAGGUGCGAGCAUGGAAACCCUUUUGCAAACUUGGGCAACAAAGGGUAUUGUCUCCCCGUUUGCUUUUAGACAAAAUAUCAAGAGAUCAGAUGAUGAGUUUCAGUCACCGUAAUGGCCAUGAAAUGGAAAAAGUAGGGUAUGAAAUAUAUGCAGAUGGACCAACCCGAGUUUUGCGAAUUUGUGAGAUCUCUAAUAGUUUCAAGAGAGAUGCAGUUCUUGAAUUGUGUGCAAAAAUUCAAUUGAGAGUUUCUCAGUUUGCAAUUCACCUACACGAACAUGUAAAACAGGAGGAAGACAACAAUGAGUGCAAAGAUUUUACUCCAAUUGUAAUAGCAAAGCUUGGGAAUCUGCACAUGAUUACUAUUUCUAAUAAUAACCAAACAUAUAACCAAUUCAGUUUACAGAACAUGAAUUUUGAGCUUAAGUGGAAUGGAGCUCCUUUUGCGUCAAUGCUUCGCAGACAUCAUUUAGAUUACAGUGACUCAAAUGAUAGUGUACUAAAGAUUCCAAUUGAUUUGAAUCUUGAUGAGGAGACAUUGAUGAAAAUUGCAUCAUUUUGGAGAGCUUCUCUUAAUGACUCUGAGAGUCAGCGAUUUUACUUUGAUAAUUUUGAAAUCCAUCCGAUAAAGAUCAUUGCGAGCUUUAUCCCUGGGGAUUCACGUUCAAGUUACAACUCAACGCAGGAGGCUCUGAGAUCCUUAAUUCAUAGUGUGAUUAAGGUGCCUCCCAUAAAAAAUAUGAUAGUAGAAUUGAAUGGGGUCCUAAUUACCCAUGCUCUGAUAACAAUACGUGAAUUAUUUAUUAAAUGUGCACAACAUUAUUCAUGGUAUACAAUGAGGGCCAUAUAUAUUGCUAAAGGAAGCCCUUUGCUUCCCCCAGAUUUUGUUUCUAUUUUCGAUGACUUGGCUUCAUCAUCUCUUGAUGUAUUCUUUGAUCCAUCUCGUGGAUUGGCAAAUCUUCCAGGACUCACCUUAGGUACUUUUAAAAUUAUAAGUAAAUGUAUCAAAGGUAAAGGUUUUUCAGGGACAAAACGGUACUUUGGUGAUUUAGGGAAAACUUUGAGGUCAGCAGGCUCCAAUGUAGCUUUUGCAGCUGUAGCUGAAAUAUCAGACUCUGUUCUCAGAGGUGCAGAGGCAAACGGUUUCAAUGGAUUGAUGAGCGGCUUUCACCAAGGAAUUCUAAAAUUGGCUAUGGAGCCAUCAGUUCUGGGAACUGCAUUGAUGGAAGGUGGUCCGGAUAGAAAAAUAUUGCUUGAUCGAAGUCCAGGAGUUGACGAGUUAUACAUUGAAGGAUAUAUCCAAGCCAUGCUGGAUACAGUUUAUAGACAAGAAUACCUUAGAGUCAGAGUUAUUGACAAUCAGGUUAUCCUGAAAAACCUACCUCCAAAUCAUUCUCUUAUUAAUGAGAUAACAGAUCGUGUUAAGGAGUUCCUUGUAAGCAAGGCAUUACUUAAAGGAGAUCCCUCAACCAGAUCCCGCUCUUUAAGCCGUCUUCGUGGAGAAAGUGAAUGGAAAAUAGGACCGACAGUCUUGACAUUGUGCGAGCAUCUUUUUGUGAGCUUUGCAAUACGCAUACUGCGAAGGCGGGCCAACAAGUUUAUAUUCAGCAUAAACUGGGGAAAGCAGUCCAAGGUUGGGUGUCAUGCAGAUGUGUCCGCGAACUCUAAUAAAGAAGUGCAGAAAGUGAGUUUCAUUCGAAAAUGGGGCAUUGGCAAAUUUGUCUUUUCUGCCUUGUUGGCUUAUAUUGAUGGACGUCUAUGUCGUGGCAUUCCCAAUCCUGUAGCACGGAGGGUAGUUAGUGAGUGA